AUGCCAGCAACAAUAUCGCUAUGCACCGACGACGACAACGAUUUCAUCAAAAUGCAAGUCGCCAACACACAUUAUCCAAAAUCAUAUGCGAUUUUCAACGAAUUCCGUCAAAAAUGCCAAUUAUGUGAUGUGGUUUUGGUGAUGGAAGGCAAAAAAUUAAGUGCACAUCGUGUUGUUUUGGCGGCUGCAAUUCCGUAUUUUAGAGGGAUGUUUACAAGUGGAAUGUUGGAAGCAACAAUGAAAGAAAUUGAGAUUGCAAAUAUGGAAUAUGAUACAAUGGAAUUACUUCUAGGCUAUGCAUAUACCGGCGAGCUAAGGAUUUCUACCUGUAAGUGAUUUUUUCGGCUAAUUUUGAUACCAAAUAAGGCUCAAAAAAUUAAAUUUUCAAAAUCAUUGCUCAUAUCAAUUAUUUCUCCAGGCAACGUUCAAUCUCUAAUAACUGGCGCAAGUUUUCUUCAACUUCACGAUGUUGUUCAAGAAUGCGCUGAAUUUCUGAUAACUCGAUUACAUUGCACAAAUUCUCUAUCAAUUCGAGAUUUUUGCAAAACUUUUGGAUGUACAGAACAAGUUAUUGGAAUGUGUAAUGAUUUUAUUGAGAAACAUUUUCUAUCAAUUUCGAAAGAUGAAGAAUUUAAGAAAUUGGAGUUAGCCGAAGUUGUAGAGGUUUUGAAUUUUGAUGGUUUAUACGUGGAUUCGGAGGAAGAUGUUUUUAAUUCGGCGUUGGAAUGGUUGAAAGUUGAUGAGAUAAGGCAUUUGGAAGCGGCAAAGUUAGUGAUUUUUAAGAGGGGAAUUUGAACACUAAAAUUAAUUUUGUACUCUUAAUUCUAAACUGAAAAAUCAUGUGAGCCACAUCUUGAGAGCUUCUAUGUUAAUUAGCUGAGCAUAGAAAGUUCAAUUGUCAAGCAUCAAAAAAAAGUAAUCCCGAAAAUUUUAUAAUUUUCCAACGAAAAAAUUCUGGAUUUUCUAGAUUUUUAAAGCUAAUUUUUUCAAUAUGUCUACAAAUAAAUUUUAAGAUUUGAUCAUACGUCGCAUGCCUAGGGUAAUCGACCCGAGGAGAGGUUAUCCCUCACCCCAGUUUUUGGAAGGGGAUGUCACUUGAGAAAAUAUUUUGAAGAAAUUUUCUAAGCUUUGUACUCUAACACUUAUUGGGAGUGAUUAAAACUUCCACGAAUUUUGAUUCAAAAAUCGAUAAUUUCAAAAUUUUCAUCCAAAUUUUGGUUUUGAUUUAUUCUCAGAUAUUAUUAUGGAAGAAUUGAAAAAAACAAUUGAUAAUAAAUUAUAUCAAAAUUUUGAAACGUAUUUUUUUGUUUUUGAAAAAUUCGAAUUUUUGAAUCAACAAAGCGGUGAAAAUUAGAAUAUUUGCCGAAACGAAGCAAUUUUGAGCUCAAAGUUUAUCAAAAAUGUGGGUUGUCAAGUUUAUAUAGCUGAAAAUGAAAAGGGAAAAGGGGGGGGGUUAUCCCUUUUUCCAAAAAUUUUCAAAAAUAGGGGUGUGCACUGGUGGAUUUAAAACGAGGCUAUGCGACGUAUGGAUUUGAUUCAAAAAAUCCACGACUCCCCCCAUUCUUUUUUUAUUUUUCCAGAAUUCUUUCAUGUGUCCGCCUUCCUCUUCUAACUCCCGCAUUUCUUUCUGUCAACGUCGCCGCAAAUCCAAUCAUUCGAAAAGAUUUAGAAUGUCGUGAUUUAAUCGAUGAAGCAAAAGAUUAUCAUUUGGUUCCAGAAAGACGAUCAUUUAUGACGUCAUUCAAACUGCAUCCAAGAAUUUGUCGAAAUUUACCGGGUUUAAUUAUCGCUGUGGGUGGUCUAAUGCAUCCAACUGAUUCGAAAAGUUCGGUUGAAAUUUAUGAUGGACAAUUGAAAAAAUGGACAGCGAUGAAAGAAAUGGAAACAUUGAGAACAAGAGUUGGAGUAGCGGUUUAUAAUCGAUGUGUUUAUGCAAUUGGUGGAUUUAAUGGACAUGAUAGAUUGACUUUGGUCGAAAAAUUUGAAUAUGAUACUAAUACAUGGACUUCGGUAAGCGAGAGGGAAAGAAUUUUGAAAAAUUUUGAUGGGGUGUUCCUCUUGAUGAUAAAUAUUUGUUAAUUACAGAAAAAAAGAUGAUAGUUUUAUGUUAAAAGAAUGAGAGUUCUCUAGAUUCGAGAAUUUUCUUCCAGGAGUUCUGCUAGAUUUUCUCUAGUUUCGAGCCAAAUUUCAAGAUUUUAGGCUUAAAAUGAUUGCAAUAAGUUUGUUGAGCAUCUUUUGAAUACUGUCUUCGAAAAAUACUAUUUUUUUGAUCAACUUUUUUUUUGUUCAAAAAUUUGUAAAUCUAGAAGCUCUUCCAGUUUUACAAAUCCAUCAUUAUCGAGCCAAAUUUUAAGAUUUUCGGCUUAAAAUGAUUGCAAUUAAUUUGUUGAGCAUUUAUUAAAUACUGUUUUCGAAAAAUACUAUUUUUUUGAUCAACUUUUUUUUGUUCAAAAAUUUGUAAAUCUGGAAGCUCUUCCAGUUUUACAAAUCCAUCAUUAUCGAGCCAAAUUUUAAGAUUUUAGCCUUAAAAUGAUUGCAAUUAAUUUGUUGAGCAUUUAUUAAAUACUGUCUUCGAAAAAUACUAUUUUUUUGAUCAACUUUUUUUUGUUCAAAAAUUUGUAAAUCUGGAAGCUCUUCCAGUUUUACAAAUCCAUCAUUAUCGAGCCAAAUUUUAAGAUUUUAGCCUUAAAAUGAUUGCAAUUAAUUUGUUGAGCAUUUAUUAAAUACUGUCUUCGAAAAAUACUAUUUUUUUGAUCAACUUUUUUUUUGUUCAAAAAUUUGUAAAUCUGGAAGCUCUUCCAGUUUUACAAAUCCAUCAUUAUCGAGCCAAAUUUUAAGAUUUUCGGCUUAAAAUGAUUGCAAUUAAUUUGUUGAGCAUCUUUUGAAUACUUUUUCAUUUAAAAUUUUUUUUUUUCAAAAAUCCUCUAAAUGCCACGUAACAUGCUAAUUUUGGCCCUAAAAUAUCUCAACUACUCGAGAUCUUCUAUUUUCUCAUUUUCCAGAUUGCUCCUCUUCAAAAAAAGCGUUCAGCUCUCUCUGCCGCAGUUGUUGGUAAAAAAGUGUAUGUUUGUGGAGGAUAUGAUGGAAUCGAAAGCUUAUCUUCUGUUGAAGUCUAUGACGUGGAUAAGAAAUGUUGGAAUGAUGGACCAGAUAUGUUGAAACAGAGAAGUGCUUCAGGUAAAAUAAUUGAGUCUUGCCCUUCAGAAAUCAAUUUUUCGUUCUUUUUCAGGAAUCGCGGUUCUCAAUAAUUUCAUUUAUGUUUGUGGUGGCCACGAUGGAAUGCAGAUUUUCAAUACAAUGGAAAGAUUUGAUGUUGAUCGAGAAAUUUGGGAAACAUUUCCACCAAUGUUAACAAAAAGAUGUCGAUUUGGAGCUGUAACACAUAAAGGAAAAAUAUAUGUGGCUGGCGGAUAUGAUGGAUCGACUUUUUUGAGAUCUGUUGAAGUUUUUGAUCCCGAAACUAUGCAAUGGACAUUUUUGUCGUCGAUGAAUAUGAGAAGAAGUCGAGUAUCUUUGGUUUCAACUUUGGAUGGAUUAUAUGCGAUUGCAGGGUGAGAAAAAGGGAACAUAGUUAGGGAAAGAAAUUUGUAAAAUUUAUUUUUGAAACAAAAUUUCACUGUUUCAAAGUUUUAUUAAUGUAUUUUAAUUUUUAAUGAACUUCAAUACACUUUUCCGAUUAAUAAAUAAUGUAGUAAAUAAUUUAAAAUUUCCAAAAAUAUUCAUUUUUUGAUUGGUAAAUUAUUUUGUUUUUGAUUUAUCAAAUUUUAUAUUUCAAUAUUUUUCGAUCAAAUCGUAAAUAAGUGGAAAAUGAAACCAAAAACAUUGUAAUUUUUUUUUGUUUCUGAAUUGUUAUUAUUUUUAGAAAUUAACUAUUCACAGUAACGUACAGGAAUUUUCAACUUUAAAAUUUUCCAGUUUCGAUGGCGAACAUAAUCUAUGCAGUAUGGAAAUCUACGACGAAACCACGGAUUCCUGGACUCUCGGAACACCUUUAGCUACUCAUGAAGGUGGAGUUGGUGUUGGUGUAAUACCAAUUCCACCAUAUAUGUUGUAA
Molecule: messenger RNA, 4054 nt
Organism: Caenorhabditis angaria
Lineage: Eukaryota; Metazoa; Nematoda; Chromadorea; Rhabditida; Rhabditidae
Source: the annotation of a GenBank genome assembly